ACAAAGCCGUGAGUGCCGCGGGGACCGCACCGGCACCGCCCCGAUGUGAGCGGGGCAUGGCCGCGGGGCAUGGCCCGGGGCGGGCGGCGGCGGGCGCGCAGCGCCGCCGGUGAACAUGGAGCCGCGUCCGCCGGGCACCGAGCCCCCGCUGCCCCGGGGGCCGGGACCGGGGCCCGAGCUGGAGCCGGAGCUGGAGCUGGACUUGGAGCCGGAGCUGGACGUGGACCCGGAGCCGGAGCUGGAGCUGGAACGGGAGCUGGACCUUUGGGCACUUGAGCCCGCCGGUCCCGACCCGGGGCCGCCGCCCUGGUCCCCGGGGGUGACCGGGGGCAGCCCGGCCCCGGGGGGCCCCGCCGAGCCCCCGCCGGAGGAGGAGCCGCGCCUCCGGCCCGUCUUCGACGCCCUGGACCGCGACGGCGACGGCUUCGUGCGGGUGGAGGAGUUCGUGCAGUUCGCCACGGCCUACGGGGCCGAGCAGGUGAAGGACCUAACGAAGUACCUGGAUCCGAGUGGACUGGGAGUCAUCAGCUUCGAGGAUUUCCAUCGGGGGAUCAGAGCCAUCAAAAAUGGAGAUCCUGACAGCCAGCUGUAUGAUAUGGGAUAUACCCCCGAGGAGGAAACCCCGGCCUGUCCUGAUGAGUUUGAUGACUUUGUCACGUUUGAGGCAAAUGAGGUGACUGACAGUGCUUACAUGGGCUCGGAGAGCACGUACAGCGAGUGCGAAACCUUCACGGAUGAGGACACCAGCACACUGGUCCACCACGAGAUGCACGACGAGGUGGAGACAGACAGUGCCAUCGACUCCACCGUGCACUCGGAAUUCACAGACCCCAUCGAGGAGCCGGAGCACGGAUCCCACCCACAUGACCUGCCCCUGGGCUCGGACCUCAGCCACUCCAUCGUCACAGUCAUUAGUGGAGAGGAGCACUUUGAGGAUUAUGGAGAAGGGAAUGAAGCAGAUUUGUUCUCGGACAGCUUGUGUAAUGGGGAAAGCAGCUUUAGCAGCUCCUCGUUCCUCUCUCCCAGCGCCAAUCCGCUCGCUGCGAAACUGCACAGCAUUCUCGCAGAUGAAGCUUUUGAGUUUUACUGUAGCCAGUGCCACAAACAAAUCAACCGCCUCGAGGAUCUUUCCGCUCGCCUGAAUGAUCUUGAAAUGAAUAGCCCAAAUAAAAGACUCUCCAGCAAGAAGGUGGCAAGGCAGCUGCACCAGACGAGCUCGCUGGCCGUGGGGGUGAUGGAGGAGUCCUACCAGGACAACCUGGAGUGUACGGACGAGGACAUCACGGACAAGGUGGUGUUCCUGGAGAAGCGGGUGACAGAGCUGGAGAAGGACACGGCUGCCAACGGGGAGCAGCACAGCCGCCUGCGCCAGGAGAACCUGCAGCUGGUGCACAGAGCAAAUGCUCUUGAGGAACAGCUGAAGGAGCAGGAGCUGAGGGCUGACCAGACCCUCCUGGAGGAGAUCAAGAAGCAGAGGGAGCUGCUCAGCAAAAUGGAGAGGGAGAAGAGCAUCGAGAUCGAGAACCUGCAGGCCAGGCUGCAGCAGCUGGAUGAUGAGAACAGUGAGCUGAGGUCCUGCGUGCCCUGUCUGAGAGCCAACAUCGAGAGGCUGGAGGAGGAGAAGCAGAAGCUGCUGGAUGAGAUUGAAGACCUCACUGUGCAGCUCACUGAGGAGCAGGAGAAAAAGAGGAAGAUGGGGGACAAGCUGAGUCAGGAGAGGCACCAGUUCCAGAAGGAGAAGGAGUCGACGCAGGAGCUCAUUGAGGACCUCAGGAAGCAGCUGGAGCACCUGCAGCUGUUCAAGCUGGAGGCGGAGCAGCGGCGGGGCCGGAGCAGCAGCAUGGGGCUGCAGGAGUACAACAGCAGGACACGGGAGACAGAGCUGGAGCAAGAGAUCAAGCAGCUCAAGCAGGAUAACAGGAACCUGAAGGAGCAGAAUGAUGAACUGAACGGGCAGAUCAUUAACUUGAGCAUCCAGGGAGCCAAGAACCUCUUCUCAGCCUCCUUCUCGGAAUCCCUGGCAGCAGAGAUCAGCUCUGUCUCCAGAGAUGAGCUCAUGGAAGCAAUCCAAAAGCAAGAGGAGAUCAACUUCCGCCUGCAGGAUUACAUCGACAGGAUCAUCGUGGCCAUCAUGGAGACAAACCCCUCCAUCCUGGAAGUCAAGUAAGGGCGGCCGCCAGCCGCCACUGCGCGCUCAUCAUGUGGGUUUGGUGCUCUGAGAGGAUGAAGAGGGACUCCAAAUGUCUUUGCUCUUGAUGAAGGCACAAGGAAGCAACAGGUCGGGGGGUGAAUGAGCCACGGACCAGGGAAAAGGAAAACCAGCAGCCAGGCUUUGUUGUCUGACUCCGUUAUUUUGAAGCCCUUCUGGUUUUUGGAGGGCUGAAAGGGAACCUGGAGAAGGAACGCAGGCAACGCACACCUGGAGGAAGAACCUGUGAUGCUGGGAACUGUCCUGCCAGGCGUUGGACCCUCUGGCACGCGGGGCACGAGCAGGAGCUUGCCACGUGUAGGGUGUGAGGAGAGGGGUUCUCUGAACUGCGGGAUGAUAACGGGAUGGGGACGGGAGCGGCAGCGCUGACUUUCCCUCGCUGCCCUGUCCUACUGUGCCAAAGUGUCCCUGACACACUCACUCGCUGGGGCAGAGCUGGGAACGAGGGAAGCGUGUCCCAGACUUGCAGAGGGUUGGGGUUUGGGUUUGUUCUGUUUUAUUUUUAAUUAACUUAAUGCAAAUGUCCUCAUCUGGCUGGCGCAGCCCAUCCUUGCCCUGCUGCUCCUGCUGGGCCGGGGUGCACGCAGAGCCCUCACUGCUGGCAGGAGCAGCCCUGGGAGCGGCCGCUCUGGGGACAGGGUGUGAGUGCACUUUGUCACCUGCCUCCUUAUUUAUUUUUGCUGUCUGUGGCUCAGUCCCGUCGGGAGGGCUUGGACUCCCCGCUCCAAUCCCUGCUCCCCAGUCCUGGCCCUUCUGCCGCGGGGUCUGUGGGUGCCCGUGGAGCCGGGGUGGCUCUGGGAGGAGCAGCCACUCGUCCCCAGCUGGAGACAGACACACAGGCGCUGUCUGUCCAUCCCACAGGCACCUGGGGAAGGCUGCAGCUCUUCACCCCACACUGGAGGCUGGACCUGGCCACCUCUCCUUGUCCUUGUGGGGACACGCAGCACUUUGGGAUCUGCAGGAGAGGCCCGAGCUCCCCACAUCGCUUCCCAGAGUCCCUGGCCUGGGGACAGUGGCUGUGCCAUUCCCACCCGGAGCAGGGCUCUGCUGGUGAUAGCUGCAGUCCUGGAGGGGAGCCCGCUCCGGCCGCCUUUCCCUGCUGUUUCCCUGGGCUGGGGCAGGGGACGGAACAGCCGCGCUCAUUCCUCAUCCCUGGCAUCAGCCUGGGCUGGAAUCUCAGUGCCACUGGGGAGAGGAGACAGAGAACACCACAGCAGCUCCCUGGGAAACAAAAGCCAUGUUUACAUCAGACGGCUCUGGGCUUGCUGGCACAAGCGGCCGUGGCGCGGCGUGACCCUGGAGCAGCCACUGAACCACCCUGCUCCUCUCCAGCUCCUGGGAGGAGGCAGCCAGCGGAAUCCCAGGGAUCCGGCUUCAUCCAGCGGUUCUUUUUCCUGCCUGUCAGGUUUUAGGAAUGCCAGAGUGGCCUGGAAGCAGAAGCCACAGCGAUCCCGGGGGCGGGGGGGUUCCUGCUCCUCACCAAACCCCUUUCAGCAUCUCCUGGCUGGCAGAGCCCUCUCGGGGUGACCCUGCCCGGGGGACGUGGCCGCUGCCACAGCCUUAUCCCGGAGGAACCGGCGAGCCACGACCAUGGCACCUCAGGGUGCUCAGCCCCCACGGCCUCGUGAGAGGUGCAGUGGGGCCGGGGUGAGCCCCAAAACCCCGGGGCAGCUCCUGCACCCCCAGAACUCCCGGGCACCCACUCCCUCCCUCCCUGCCCCGAGUCCACGGGAAGAAGCCACGUAAUGUACAUUUCCAGAGAAGCUUUGGGUGUAAAUCAGUGUAUACUUGGAGAGGGAAAAUUUUUCUAUCUUGUAGAGUAGGUAUUUUUAUAGAAUGAAGGUUGAUCCAUUUUUUUAAUACUUUAAAAGAGGAGAGAAAUGUAUCUGUGUAUACACAAAAGCAUAUAUAUAUAUAUAUAUGUAUAAAUAUAUAAAUAUCGGAGAUCUGCCUUUCUUGACUUGGGAUCCUGGAUCCCCAGGUCUCAAACAAUUGUGAUUUUUUUCCUGUCGCUCUCACAGAGGUACUGUAACUGUAAAUAAGCACCAGGAAAAAGUUUUAAGCAAACAAUAAGCACUGACUUGCACAUUCACCAUGCUUUAAAAGCCCUAUGGAGAGAAAAAAAAACAAAACAACAAAACAAAAACUGUACAUCCCAAAAAUGUUCCUCUUUCCCCAUCGGUAUGUGAAGGAAAUCCCCCCAAAAAAGAGGCAAAAACAGUAUUGUCUUAAAUGAUGUAUCAAUUCUUGUCGGAUUAAAAGCUGUUACUAUUCCUGC
Molecule: messenger RNA, 4487 nt
Organism: Neopelma chrysocephalum (saffron-crested tyrant-manakin)
Lineage: Eukaryota; Metazoa; Chordata; Aves; Passeriformes; Pipridae
Gene: RAB11FIP3
Product: RAB11 family interacting protein 3
Exons: 15
Coding region: 116-2167 (683 amino acids)
Biological process (GO): endocytic recycling; regulation of cytokinesis
Cellular component (GO): recycling endosome membrane; endocytic vesicle; cleavage furrow
Molecular function (GO): calcium ion binding
Source: RefSeq, a predicted model, not a curated record